This is a messenger RNA of Papilio machaon (common yellow swallowtail), 901 nucleotides long. It is a transcript of the gene Sclp, whose product is annotated as leucine-rich repeat-containing protein 40. Lineage: Eukaryota; Metazoa; Arthropoda; Insecta; Lepidoptera; Papilionidae. Gene Ontology annotation, molecular function: protein binding. Bases 144 to 782 code for a protein of 212 amino acids. The transcript is spliced from 4 exons. The record is from RefSeq and is a predicted model, not a curated record.
CGACCGCGUUCGAAUACUAAAGGUGGUUGCCGCUCUGCCAGGCGCGUUGCGUUUCGGGGCGGUGUAUACUCGUAUGCUCCUGUGAUAGACUGUGUAUUGACUUCAAGGACUCAGUAGUGCAGUAGUGUUCAUCAAGUGCAGUGAUGAGGCCACCAUCUGAAUACGAAGGUGCCAGGAUGCCCGCGGAAGCGGAGGAGGGAGACCCUAGGGCUCCUGCUAUGAUGAUCUGCGCCCGCCUGGCUGGUAGAGCCAUCAUCAGAGUCGUCGGACGUUGUGAGGAUGCCCAGGAAAACAGUCAACUAGAUUUAUCAGAAUGCCAGCUGAUGCAAGUACCAGAUGCAGUAUACCAUUUGAUGCGACACACGGAACUGAAGAGUUGUGACCUGAGUGGAAAUGUCAUCACUAAGAUACCACCUAAGUUUACUGUUAAAUUUAGCUUAAUCACAGAUUUAAAUCUUGCAAAUAACCAAAUGGCAAGGUUACCAGAUGAGCUCUGUACGCUGGCCUGUCUAGAGCGGCUGGACAUCUCGCACAACAGCUUUGUGUCCCUGCCACAGAUUGCCUGCCAGUGCCCCAGUCUGCACACACUGCUGGCACAUCACAAUCAAAUCAUUGAAGUGGAUGUCGACAGAUUAGCUAGAUCAAGAGCUCUUGAAUAUGUAGACCUCAGUGAUAACCCCAUACCUCCAAGAGUGCAAGCAGAACUGAAGCAGCUUUCACGACCUUCAGUGUCAAUAUCGGAACGAGAAAAAGAAGAUUGGGAAGAAGAUCUCUUGAUAUAACUGAUUAUGGACAGUUUGUGCAGUGAUUGUGAAGGACUGGAUAUGUAUUGUACUAAAUAAAUGUGACUAUCCAUUGCAUAACACAUGUAUCAAAACAUAUUGUUAUUCUCACACACUUU